Molecule: messenger RNA, 6300 nt
Organism: Taeniopygia guttata (zebra finch)
Lineage: Eukaryota; Metazoa; Chordata; Aves; Passeriformes; Estrildidae
Gene: NRXN2
Product: neurexin 2
Source: RefSeq, a predicted model, not a curated record
GAGCGGCGGGAGCGGCGGGAGCGGGGCCGCGGCCGGGACCGCCCGGGGCAGGUGCCUCCGGACCCCCGGCCAGGCCAUCGCCGCCCGCUGGGGCCACCCAUGCGGCUGUGAGAGGACGGGGGUGGCCGGGCCCCCCAGGGCCCCCCCAGGGCCCCCCAAGCCCCGCAGCCAGCCCAGGCGCCAUGACCUGUCCGGUCACUGAGGGACCCCCGGCGCCCGGGGGCCACCGAGAGACCCGAGCCCACCCGGGCCCCGUGCCCCACCCGGGCCCUGUGCCCCACCCGGGCUCUGUGCCCCACCCGGGCCCCGUGCCCCACCCGGGCUCUGUGCCCCACCUGGGCUCUGUGCCCCACCCGGGCUCUGUGCCCCACCCGGGCCCCGCCGUCCCUCGAGGCUCUGAGGGCCACCAAGAGACCAAAGCCCACCUGGGCUCCGCGGCCACCAGAGCAUCCAUGGCCAGCUGGACCCCUGCGCUCAGCCAGGACCACCGAGAGACUCAGGCCCACCUGGACUCUGUGCCCCACCUGGGCUCUGUGCCCCACCUGGGCUCUGUGCCCCACCUGAGCUCUGCGCCCCACCUGGGCUCCCACGUGGAGACCGAGGCCCACCUGGGCUUCGUGGGCAUCCAGGACCACCUGGAGAUGAAGGAGCAUCAGGAGCCCGGGGCCAGCCGAGCUUCUGCGGGCAACCAGGACCACCCCGAGCCCGACAUCGACGUCCCGCCGGACUCCGAGGUCAACCAGGGCUCCGUGGCUCGCGUAGACCCCAAGGGCCACCAAGAACUCGCCCCCUCCCAGGCCUCCGAGGACCCCCAAGAGCCCAAGGUCACCCAGGGUCCCGUGGCCAGCCAAAAGACCAAGGUCAACCAAAGCCCCACGGCCCCACUAGAGGCCAAGGUCAAUGAAGACCCCGUGGUAUGUUUAGACUUGAGGGUCCACCAAGCCCCUGUGGCCACCCCAGCCGCCGAGGACCCCCGAGCCCCCCUGGACCACCAGGACAGCCAGGCUGACCGAGCCCCGGUGGCUCUUAGAGACCGGAAUGUCCACCAAGCCCCCGUGGCCGAGCACAGCCCCGCGGACGCCCAAAAAACCGAGGUCAAGCCCGGCCCUCUGGACCCGAGGGUGCCCCUGGGGACCAGGGGCGGCUGCCUGGGGACCGAGCGCCACCGACCCCCCGUGCCCACCUGGGCCGCCCCGGCCCCCCGCCCGUGUGCCCGCGCCCCCUCGGGCGCCCGCCUGGGGCUGGUGCUGCUGACGCUGGGGUCCCUCCUGCUGCCCUGCGCCCGGGGCUCGGCGCUGGAGUUCGGGGGCGCGCCGGGGCAGUGGGCGCGCUACGGGCGGUGGGCGCCGGGCGCGGGGGGCCAGCUCAGCUUCCGCCUCAAGACCAACGUGACGCGGGCGCUGCUGCUCUACCUGGAUGACGGCGGCAACUGUGACUUCCUGGAGCUGCUGGUGGCCGAGGGGCGGCUGCGGCUGCGCUUCGCCAUCGCCUGCGCCGAGCCCGCCACGCUGGAGCCCCCGGCGCCGGUCAGCGACGGCCGCUGGCACGCGGUGCUGCUGACGCGGCAGGCGCGGCACGCGGCGCUGGCCGUGGACGGGGAGGCGCGGGCGGCCGCCGUGCGCUCCAAGCGCCCCGACAUGGCCGUGGCCAGCGACCUGUUCGUCGGGGGGAUCCCGCCCGACGUGCGGCUCUCGGCGCUGACGCUCAGCACCGUCAAGUACGAGCCGCCCUUCCGCGGGUGGGUGGCCGACCUGCGGGUGGGCGACGCGCCGGCCGCGCUGCUGGGCGCCCAGGGGGUCCGGGGUGACGGGGACGAGCGCUGCGCCCACCACCCGCCCUGCGCCCACGGCGGCCGCUGCACCCUGCGCCGUGGGGAGCCCCGCUGCGACUGCGCCGGCACCGGCCACCGCGGGCCCUUCUGCGAGGAAGAGGAAGAACCCGCGGUGGAAGGUCCCGCCCACCUGCGAGUCACCGGCCAAGGGCCCGCCGAGGUCGCCGAGGGGGGGCCCGGCCGCGGCGCCGGCGAGAUCCAGCAAGCGGCCAAAGGCCGCGCCGAGUACGUGGCCACGUUCCGGGGCAGCGAGUUCUUCUGCUACGACGUGUCGCGGUCGCCGGUGCAGAGCAGCGCGGACGAGCUGGCGCUGGCGUUCCGCACGCGGCAGCGCCACGGGCUCCUGCUGCACACCGGCCGCGCCGCCGACUUCCUGAACCUGUCGCUCAAGGCCGGCGCCGUGUGGCUCGUCAUCAACCUGGGCGCCGGCGCCUUCGAGGCGCUGGUGGAGCCCGUCAACGGCAAGUUCCACGACGGCGGCUGGCACCACGUGCGCGUCACGCGCAACCUGCGGCAGCACGCAGGGAUCGGACACGCUAUGGUGACCAUCUCUGUGGACGGCAUCCUGACCACCACGGGCUACACGCAGGAGGACUUCACCAUGCUGGGCUCCGACGACUUCUUCUACGUGGGGGGGUCCCCCAACACCGCCGACCUGCCGGGGUCCCCCGUCAGCAACAACUUCAUGGGCUGCCUCAAGGACGUGGUUUACAAGAACAACGACUUCAAGCUGGAGCUGUCGCGGCUGGCGCAGGAGGGCGACGCGCGGGUGACGCUGCACGGGGCGCUGCUCUUCCACUGCGACCCCCCCCCGGCGCUGGACCCCGUCACCUUCGCCACCCCCCAGGCUCACCUGGCGCUGCCCACCUGGCGCCCGGCCCGCGCCGGCUCCGUCUCCUUCGACUUCCGCACCACGGAGCCCAACGGGGUCCUGCUCUUCGGGCAGGGCCCCCCCCGCAACCCCCCGGCCGCCGCCCGUGGGCCGCCCCCGCCGCCCCCCGAUUUCCUGGCGCUGGAGCUGCUGGACGGGCACCUGUACCUGCUGCUGGGCAUGGGCGCGGCCGGGCUGCGGCUCCGCGCCAGCGCCCGCAAGGUCACGGACGGAGAGUGGUGCCACGUGGACGUGCAGCGCGACGGGCGCAAGGGCUCGGUGUCGGUGAACAGCCGCAGCACGCCCUUCCUGGCCAGCGGGGACCGGGACGUGCUGGACGUGGGGGCCGAGCUGUACCUGGGGGGGCUCCCCGAGGGCCGGCCCGGGCCCCCCGCGCCCCCCGAGCUGUGGGCGGCGGGGCUGCGCUUGGGCUUCGUGGGCUGCGUGCGGGACCUGUUCGUGGACGGGCGGAGCCGCGACGUGCGGGCGCUGCUGCCCGCGGGGGGGGCGGCGGGGGUCGCCCCGCUCUGCGCCCGGGACCCCCCCCGGGCCUGCGCCAGCGGCCCCUGCCGCAACGGCGGCGCCUGCCGGGAGGGCUGGAACCGCUUCGUGUGCGACUGCCGCGGCACCGGAUACCUGGGGCCGCGCUGCGAGACGGAGGCGGCGGUGCUCAGCUAUGACGGCAGCAUGUACCUGAAGGUGCAGGUGCCGGGCGAGCAGACGGAGGCCGAGGACGUGGCCCUGCGCUUCAUGUCCCCUCGCGCCUUCGGCCUCGUCCUGGCCACCACCUCGCGCCACUCGGCCGACACCCUGCGCCUCGAGCUGGACGGGGGGCGCAUGAAGCUCACCCUCAACCUGGACUGUGUCCGCGUGGGCUGUCACCCCAGCAAGGGCCCCGAGACGCUGUUCGCGGGGCAGCGGCUGGAUGACAACGAGUGGCACUCGGUGCGGGUGGCCCGGCGCGGGCGCAGCCUCCAGCUCGCCGUCGACAACGUCACCGUCGAAGGCCAGCUGUCGGGCUCGCACACCCGCCUGGAGUUCCACAACAUCGAGACCGGCAUCGUCACCGAGCGCCGCUUCCUGGCCGUGGUCCCGUCCAACUUCCUGGGCCACCUGAGCGGGCUGGUCUUCAACGGGCUGCCCUACCUGGACCUGUGCCGCGACGGCGACAUCAGCUCCUGCGAGCUCAACGCCCGCUUCGGCCGCCGCGCCAUCGUGGCCGACCCGGUGGCCUUCGGUGGCCGCGGCUCCUACGUGGCGCUGGCCACGCUCCAGGCCUUCGCCUCCUUCCACCUCUUCUUCCAGUUCAAGACCACGGCGCCCGACGGCCUCAUCCUCUUCAACGGCGGCAGCGGCUCCGACUUCCUGGUGGUCGAGCUGGUCAAGGGGUACAUCCACUACGUGUUCGACCUGGGCGAGGGCCCCUCGCUGAUGAAGGGCAACUCGGAGCAGCCGCUGCACGACGGGCGCUGGCACGAGGUGGCCGUGGCACGCGAGGGGGGGGCCCUGCACGCCCUGCGCGUGGACGGGAGACCCGUCACCCAGCACGGGCAGGGCGCCCGCGGGCUGCAGCUCAAGGGUGAGCUGUACGUCGGGGGGGUCAGCCCGGGGCUCCUGGGCCGCCUCCCGCGCCUCGUGGCCUCCCGGGGGGGGUUCCGGGGCUGCCUGGCCUCGCUGGACCUGAACGGGCGCCUGCCCGACCUGCUGGGGGACGCCCUGAGGCGCGUGGGGGACGUGCGGAGGGGCUGCGACGGCCCCAGCACGACGUGCGCCGAGGACUCGUGUGCCCACGGGGGCGUUUGCCUGCAGCAGUGGGACGGCUUCACCUGCGACUGCAGCAUGACGGCUUUUGGGGGGCCCGGCUGCGCCGAGCCGGGCACCACCUACAUUUUCGGCAAGGGGGGGGCCCUGAUCACCUACACUUGGCCCCCCAAUGACCGGCCCAGCACCCGCGCCGACCGCCUGGCCCUGGGCUUCAGCACCCGGCAGCGCGACGCGGUGCUGCUGCGCGUGGAGAGCGCCGCCGGGCUCGGAGACUUCCUCCAGCUCCACAUUGUUCAGGGGGCCGUGGGGGUCCUGUUCAACGUGGGCACCGAGGACAUCGCGCUGGAGGAGCGGGGGGCGGCCGUCAGCGAUGGGCGCUUCCACGUCGUCCGCUUCACGCGCAGCGGCGGCAACGCCACGCUCCAGGUGGACGGCGGCCCCCUGCACGAGCGCUACCCGCCAGGCAGCGGGGACAGCGAGCGGCUGGCGCUGGCGCGGCAGCGCAUCCCCUUCCGCCUGGGGCGGGUGGUCGAUGAGUGGCUGCUCGACAAAGGCCGGCAGCUGACCAUCUUCAACAGCCAGGCGCGCGUGCGGGUGGGGGGCCGGGACCGCGGCCGCCCCUUCCAGGGGCAGCUCUCGGGGCUCUACUACAACGGGCUGAAGCUGCUGGCGCUGGCGGCCGAGGGACACCCCCGCGUGCGGCUCGAGGGGGACCUGCGGCUCGUGGACCCCCCCCCGCCCCCCGCGCCCCCCGGCGCCACCCCCGCGCCCCCCGACAUGGCCACCACCAUCAUGGAGACCACCACCACCAUGGCCACCACCACCACCCGCCGCGGGCGCUCGCCCACCCUGCGUGACACCGUCGCCCAGAACACGGACGAUCUGCUGGUGGCCUCGGCCGAGUGUCCGAGCGAUGACGAGGACCUGGAGGAGUGUGAGCCGGGCACAGGCGGGGAGCUGGUGCUGCCGGCGUCCCCGGGCCCCCCCGCGCCCCCCGCCGCCCCCCGCGCCCCCCCGGGCUGCGGCCCCGACUGCGACGAGCCCUCGGGCUUCGCCUCGGGGGAGGCGGCGGACCCCGACCCCGACCCCGGCCACGCUCCCGGCCCCGAGCAGCCGCCGGCCGACGACGAGGACUUCGCGGGGCUGGGGGGCGGGGGGAGCCCCGAGGCCGCCGCCCCCCCGGCGGCCACGGCCGCGCCCCGCGGCGCCGGGACCGAGCCCACGGUGGCGGGCGCGGCUCCGCCCGGGCUGGUGCCGGCGGGCGAGCGGCACCCGCGGGAGGGCGCGGGCGGGGGGCGGCGCGGGGGGGGCUCGGCGCCUCCCGUGACCCGGCGCCCCCCCGUGCCCCCCACAGCCGCGCCCGGAGCGGUGGAGGUGGUGCGGGAGGCGGGCGGCACCACCGGCAUGGUGGUGGGCAUCGUGGCGGCCGCCGCGCUCUGCAUCCUCAUCCUGCUCUACGCCAUGUACAAGUACCGCAACCGCGACGAGGGCUCCUACCAGGUGGACCAGAGCCGCCACUACAUCGGGGCCGCCCCCGCCGCGCCCGGGGGAGGCCCGGGAGGGGCUCCCGGUGCCGCGUCCCCGACCCCGCCCGCCGGGACCCCCAAGGAGAAGGCGGCGGCCGCGCCCCCCAAGGCGCCGGGCAAAGCGCGGCGUAACAAGGACAAGGAGUAUUACGUGUGAGGGGGGGGUCUCCACGCGUGUCCCCCGACCCCCCCCACCCGCCGCCACCCCCGGGGGGAUGUCACCUGCCCGCCCCCCCGACCCCGCCGCAGCGGGGGCGCCUCUGUGGUCUCUCUCUCUCUCUCUCUCUCUUUCUCUCUGUGUGUGUGUG